This is a messenger RNA of Oryzias latipes (Japanese medaka), 5602 nucleotides long. RefSeq names its product LIM and calponin homology domains-containing protein 1. Gene Ontology annotation, cellular component: stress fiber. Gene Ontology annotation, molecular function: myosin II head/neck binding. Gene Ontology annotation, biological process: positive regulation of stress fiber assembly; regulation of focal adhesion assembly. NCBI's taxonomy places the organism in Eukaryota, Metazoa, Chordata, Actinopteri, Beloniformes, Adrianichthyidae. The record is from RefSeq and is a predicted model, not a curated record.
AUUUUCUGUGUUCAGUGUUUAAAAUGUGAUUUUUACCAAACCUUUUGUUUAACAAAGUGUCAAACUCGUAUUCUAGUUGGUGUCUAACUGAUCAUUUUUCCUGAAAAUAUGGCUGCACUGUUGACUCUUUCAUCACUCUAUGGAUUUUUUUUUACCUUGCUUUGAAGAACCUUCUGUAGCCUACAGCCACAUUGCACUCACUUAUUCCUAAAAUCUGUCCCACGUCUUUGUUUUUUCCUGAUAAUGCAAAUUCAAGUGGGAGCCCCUCACGCUGGCCCGGCCCACUCUGCAGUCAGAGCAGCUCUCACUUUGACGCUGCUGAGCAGUGAACAAGUUCAUCUGCGGUGCUGUAGAGCUGUGCUGGCUCUUUUAGCUGACUAAACACAGGGACUCUGUGCUACUUCAGCAGUCAUAAAUGGAUCUUGACUGCCUGGCCGCCCACACCAUAUUCAAGUUCUGCUGCGGUGACAUGUUACUACAGUACAGUGUGGAACUGCCUAUGUGAUCUAAAGUGAGGACCAGGAUCUCUGCAGCAUGUCAGACAUGGAGGGACAAAGAGCCUGCAUUGAAGGGAGCUGAAGGGUUUGUGGCUGAAGGUGCAAGCUAGCAAAGAGCUGAAGAAAGAUUCCUGUGUGGAGCUUUAACAGACAUUUGUGCCCAUCUUUAGCAGGUUUUGAUUACCGUCUACUGGCUUGGUCGUGCUGCCAACAGCUUCACCUCCUACAGUGGGCCAACACUGGACCUAAAAGAGUUUGAGGCCCUGCUGUCACAAAUGCAAAAGGAGGCAGAGGUGACGGAAAGCCCAAGUCUCAGCAUCCGGGACAGUGGCUAUAUCGACUGCUGGGACUCUGAGCGCAGUGACUCUCUGUCUCCGCCGCGUCACGGGCGCGAGGAUUCAUUUGACAGCCUGGACUCCUUUGGUUCCCGCUCACAGCAGACCCCAUCGCCAGAUGUCCUGGCUGUCCGCGGUAGUAGUGAUGGCCGUGGCAGUGACUCAGAGUCUGAUGGCCUUCCGAACAGGAAGAUGCCAGACAUCCAUAAGGAUGACAUGUUGGCGCGGCGAACAUCAGUCACUGAGCUACGGACCGCCAUGCCGUUCAACCAGUACCUGCCCAAUAAGAGCAAUCAGAGCGGAUAUGUGCCGCUGGCGCUCCGCAAGAAGAAGAACAACAAAGAAGCAGACGGAGGCGGAAGCUGGAGUACUACCACCUCACCUGUGGGGGGGAGUAGGCCUUGCAGUACUCCAGCCCGCUCAUGCUCAGAGGAACUCCUUGCACAUUCAGCAUCUGUUGUAACAAACAACACCAUCAACGCGGCUGGAGGACAUCAGACGGAUACACACCAACAGGAUGCAGGAGGCGCAGGUGCAAAGGGAGGUGAUACACUGGCUUUUCAGAGCCUGGCCUUGACUACUUCUGACUUCAGUGUGUUGCCCAGUGCCAUGGCAACCACUUCAACGGGAACAUCAGAUACAGACCGACAAAAGGGAAUGACACUAAGUGAGAGAGAUGACGGAAAAGAAGAGAAACCUUGGUUGGACUUCUUUCUUCCAGCAACGAGUAUGAGUAUGGUGGACAUGCACGGUGAGGAAAAUAGGCUGCAGCCACACAGUCAGGUGCGUCACGAGCAGAUGCUCAACCAGUACAACCAGAUGAAGGAAGAGGAAAGUCACUGGCAGGAUGACCUGGCCCGAUGGAAAAGUCGUAGGAGGAGUAUAUCUCAGGAUCUCAUUAAAAAAGAGGAGGAGAGGAAACUGAUGGAGCAGUUAUUGACAGGACAUGUGGACAUUUCUCAGAGGAGGAGAAGCAUCAAGACUUACAGAGAGAUAGUCCAGGACAAGGAGCAGCGUGAGGAGGAGCUGCGACUGGCAUACAAACAAGCUAAAACUCCAGAGGAAGCAUCAGCCAUCCUUCACCGUUAUGCACAGCGUUUCUCCGUCAGUGAAGCCGUACUGGAACGCCUGCAGCUGCCAAAGCUCCUGGACCGCAGCGUGUCCGCUGACCCUUCCUUCCCAAUCUCUCUGUCAGCCUCUCCCACAACUCCAGAUCCUUUUGAUGAAGACCCAGACGGGCCCUUGAAAUAUCUGCGACAACAUUCAGCACCAACUCCAAAGUUUACGUCAACACUGGAGGCACGAAUAGAAGAGAUUCCCAAAGAGCCACCGUCCCAGCAGAGACUUCACGUCCGCUCUCGCUCAUCGGAGCCGCCCUCAACCCGAGCCCUAUCCCCCAAAGCUGUGCCUUUGCUCUCCCCCAAGCCUUACAUCCAGUUCCGACCUGCUGCAGCUGAAACCAGGGACAGCAAGACAGGACGUGUACUGCAGGUAAACGGUGAAGACAGCAUUGGUGCUCCUCACAUGAAGCCCCAGAGUGAGGAGAGAGAAACUCCUCACUUCCAGGCAUCUCCCUCCUCGUCUGGAAACAAGGCUUCAGACACCUCAACCCACAGUGAUGAAGGAGGGAGGCCGUCCUCGACAACGGCCUCUCUGACAAGCUGCUGCUCUGAGGCAGCUACCCAGGACAUCCGCCAAGAGCACGCCAUUGAGCGCUCCACACCUCCCAGCCGCCCUACUUCACUCCCAGAGAAGCUGCAAACGCCAGAUGGAAGCUUUGUUGAGACUGUGGGUCACCCCAAUGCACCGUUAAACACUACAGAUCAACAAGCGCCACCUGCAGGUCUGAGUCCCACACUGCUCCCCUCACACCUUGUGGUGGAUUUCACAGUGGAAGAAAAAGCCAAACAGGAGCAACAGAAAACUGAGCUCACCAGUGAAAAUCUCUCAAGCCUGAUCCGGUCAGAAAUGCACACACAGAAAAACAAGCCCAAAACCGCAGCGGAACCCUCACAAACAGAGACGAAGCUCAGCUUGGAAGCUUCAGCAUCGUUUGGAUAUCAACCCUCGAGGGAAACUCCAGCAGACUUUGAAAUCAGUGUCAGGUCUCUGCAGGCAACCAGCAACCCUAAGUUACGCUGGGAGUUCUUCGCUCUGUCAGAGGACGCAGAAAAGGAUCAGUGCAAAAAUGUUUCAGUGCCGGUAUUUCCCCAGGCCAAGCGGGAAGACCGCUGGUCUUGGGACCCGGAUGAGGAGCGAAAGCGUCAGGAAAGGUGGCAGCAAGAGCAGGAGCACAUGCUGCAGGAGAAGUACCAGCGAGAGCAGGAGAAGUUGAAGGAGGAGUGGGAGAAAGCGCAGAGGGAAGUCAUGGAGGAGGAGAGGAAAUACCGUGAGGAGGAACGAAGGAUACUGGAAGAAACGGUGAUGCCGCUGACGCCCCGCUCAUCAGCCUUGCCCUCGCCCAGCCGGGGGGAGCUAAUGUCCUCCUCUGGGGCUCAGGACACAAUCUUCCAGUCACAACCUGAGCGAGAACACAUACAGGAAGUGCUGGAGGGGCAGACAAGAACCACAGAGGAGAACAGGAGGAGUGACAUCAGCACCGCUGAGGAGAGCUCCAAAGCUGCCAGAAGCUUGGUGAGUCAGAACAGCAGUCAGGCAGAGAGUUCUGGUCGCCAAACACCUUUUCCAGCCCAGUCUUCAGCUCCAGUGAAGACGCCACAUGUGCACACGGCAGACAGCAGCAGACCCAGCCGGCCUGCAGGAGAGCAAAGGAAUGACCUGAUGGGUUCUAGCGUAGGCCACAGCUCCCCAAAGCCUCCUGCAGCAGCAGACGCUCAGCCUCCAGCGCCCAGCAGGUCUGUCAGUGGGAAGAAGCUGUGCUCCAGCUGCACUCAGCCAUUAGGGAAAGGUGCAGCAAUGAUCAUCGAGACUCUCAGUCUCUAUUUCCACAUCCACUGCUUCAAGUGUGGUCUGUGCAAAGGGCAGUUAGGCGACACAACCACCGGCACCGACGUCCGGAUCAGAAACGGGCUCCUGAACUGCCACCAGUGCUACAUCCGCUCCCGCUCGGCUGGACAGCCAACCACAUUGUGAUGCUGAACUGGAAAGCAUGGAGUUCAAAGAAGAAACUCAUCCCAGAUGAACCAUCUGCAGCGUGUCAGGAUGCUUGCUUCCCCUGCAGCCCAAUAACCACCGGAAAUUCAUUAUGUUAACAAAAAUGGGGUCGAGGGCAGUUGACCAUUCAAGACAAUAUAGUUUGUAUUUGUGUCAUCAGAUCUGUGGGUCAAAUCUGGAUUUGAUUGGUCCUUGUGCAACCAUGUUUAAUCCCACAGCAAGACAGAUGUCACUCAGAGACGGCCAUGUUGGAAAUAGAGACAUUAGCAGGUUUCCUCAAGCUGCAGGUGAUGAGAAUCCCAGAACCGCAACAGCAAUCUGUUGUUCUGAAUUAGAAUAAUGCUAAAGUUUGUUUUCCUGUUUGGGUGAGUCUUUUGGCAGAAGAGAAACAAAGAACAACCUGGAUCUUUUUAGGUCUCCACUGGCUGAAUCUGACAGUUACAAAUUUAUUUAAUUCUCUUCAAUCAAAUAACAGAUUCAAAGAAACAGAAGCUUCAUUUUAAAGGUGCAAAGUUUUCACUUUUAUCUAAAUAUUAAUAUGAUAUGCAAUUAGUAUAUUUGUAACCUUUUCCUGUAAUGCAAAGGUGCAGAAUAGAUGCAGGAUGUUUGAGCUGCUUCUGUACUUCUGCUGCUCCAGGAUCAGUUUGGAAGGAUUUGGAUGAGCAACAUAAUGUGGAAAAAACAAACAGCUGUUUAUUAUUUUUGGUUUGAAGUCAUUCAUUUGGCCCAAAUCACACCCCAUAGAUGUAAACGGUCAUUUGGAGUCCUUCAUUACUCCACUUUAAGCUCCUGAACAUUUAUUGUUUUAAAAGCUCCUGCAGCUGUGACAGCAGCUCCCUCCCAGAAUGGCUCCAGUGCAGAGAAAACACUCACAUGUUCAGAUGUGUGUCAACUGAUAGGACUUUAACUUUCUUAAGUUGUAAUGAUUUUGGGUUAUUAAAGUGUAAUAAACAUUAGCUUUGUUGUCUUUUAGAUCAGGUCUGAGUGUAAGUGUACAGUAAGUGGAGUAAAAAGGAGGAAAUGUGGGUUUACCCCAAAUGUUUCUACUGUGAUGGAGACUUCUGGAUGCUGGAAGAAAGGAAGUUAUUUUCACAGUCAAAUAGUUCCUUUGAAAAGAUUUGAAAAUACACAGUAAUCCCCAGAUGUUUCAUUUAGUUACACUGCAAAGUAAAAUGGACACAUACCGGCAGCUGCUGCAUCAAUCUUGACCCAGAAUACCAACUUAAAACAAUGGCUACCAGCUUCACAUUUUAACUAGCUUUCUUUUCAGUAAAGGAAAAUGUUGAUUUACAAAAAAACCCUGCAUGUUUAAGCUAAAGCCAAAAGAAUUACUAACCUGGCUCUCCUUCUGCCACCUGAUCCUCGUCCUCCAGCGGGUGUCGUCUCUCUCAACGGCUGCAUUCUUAAGCUUUGGUUGUGGUUGUGUAUUUUAUCUUUAUCCUUAUUUAGUUCUAAAUACAUCUCAGUUGGGUCUCUUGCGCUGGGAUCUUUGAAACAUACUUCUUUAGUGGAAAACAAACAUGUUGUGUGUCUGUUCUGUAUUUAUUGUAAAGAUUUACCUAAACACUAUCAAGAAUGUAGGUUCAUUUAAUGUUUAAAUGCAAGGGCGUUUGUUAUGACAUAUUUUAUGUUUAUAAAUAAAAUGUUACAAACUAG